UGCGUGUGUGUGCGUGUGUGCGGCCACAGUCUCAUACACUCCUUCAUCCCUCCCCACCCACUGAGAUUCUCUGUCUCUCUCCGUUCACCCGCAGAGUCUGUGACAUUGGACUUGGAAACAGCGUGUUGGAAACUCGAAGUUUCCGAGGAUCGGAAGAGCUUGAGGUGGACCGGGGCCCAGAGGAGUCUCCCCGACAACGGGAAGAGGUUUACAGUCUGGCCUUGUGUGCUGGGAUGGGAGGGAUUCACCUCGGGGAGACAUUACUGGGAGGUGGAGGUGAAGGAGAACUGGGGCUGGUGUCUGGGAGUCGCCGCCGAGUCUCUGGCCAGGGAGGGAGAGAUCAGCCUGAGGCAGGGGACUGAUCUCUGGUCCGUGGAGCAAGUUGGCGACGAGUUUCGUGUGAACUCCUUGCCGAAAUCCCGUCUCCUCACCGAUCCCAUCCCAGAGAGGCUGGGAGUUUAUCUCAGUUACGAGGCAGGGACGGUCUCAUUUUACAGCGCGGACACCAAGUCCCAUCUCCACACCUUCGGUGGGAAUAAGUUCACGGGGAAACUGUACCCUUUCUUCUGAACUUGGGAUGAAAACCAGUGUCUGAGAAUCUGUUCCGGGUCCACUCUGGAUCUGUAAAUGUCUUUGGUCCCGGGUCCAAAGUCAGGAACCUCUUAUAUUUCAAGUUUCCUUGUCACCUUAACAAUUAAUUUGUUUUGGGAGGUCAAAUAUGGGGCAGAAACCCCAUUCACAACAGACCGACGAGAAACAAUUUACAUUUAACAACCAAAUCAUUAAUUGUAAAGCCACAAAUAACUUGGAAAUAGACCUGGUCAAAAGAAUGGCAUGCAAACUUAAUUGAUUUUGGGGAUGUGAAUGCAAUCAUUUUAACUGUGUCUCCACAACCUCGAUCAACUCGGACUUGGAGUUAACUAUUUAGAAACAUAGAAACAUAGAAAAUAGGUGCAGGAGUAGGCCAUUCGGCCCUUCAAGCCUGCACCACCAUUCAAUGUGAUCAUGGCUGAUCAUCCAACUCAGUAACCUGUACCUGCCUUCUCUCCAUACCCCCUGAUCCCUUUAGCCACAAGGGCCACAUCUAACUCCCUCUUAAAUAUAGGCAAUGAACUGUGGCCUCAACUACCUUCUGUGGCAGAGAAUGCCACAGAUUCACCACUCUCUGUGUAAAAAAUGAUUUUCUCAUCUCGGUCCUAAAAGAUUUCCUUCUUAUCCUUAAACUGUGAUCCCAACAUCGGGAACAAUAUUCCUGCAUCUAGCCUGUCCAACCCCUUAAGAAUUUUGUAAGUUUCUAUAAGAUCCCCCCUCAAUCUUCUAAAUUCUAGCGAGUACAAACCGAGUAUUUCUCUUUUCACAGAUACUGGCUAGCCCGCAGAGGUUUUUGUAUCAUCGAUUGCUUUUCUUUCAGAUUAGUACCACCCGCAGUAUUUCUUCGAUUUGCACAGGCCCCUACAAUAAAAAAUUAUCGCAAAAAAUGUGAAGAGGAUAUGAAGUGUGGGCAGGUUCAGAUUGGGACGUGGAGAUCUUCCUGGAGCCUUCUUGGGAUAUUAAUGGAAAUCCCCCCACCCCCCCGUUCAUAAACGACCAAAGGGUGUCGGCUUUUUUUAUUUAGCACACUUCGCAAUCAGAAAACAAAAUCUCUUCUUGUUAUGUGGUCCAUGGCUCGUGACGGUGAGAAAUCCCCACCCUCACUGCAGAUAGCUGUGGGGGUGGCACGGCGGCAGAGUUGCUGCCUCACAGGGCUAGAGACACGGGUUCCAUCCUGACGAUGGGUGAUA
Leucoraja erinaceus (little skate) is the source of this 1781-nucleotide messenger RNA. Its product is annotated as E3 ubiquitin-protein ligase TRIM39-like. The record is from RefSeq and is a predicted model, not a curated record. Lineage: Eukaryota; Metazoa; Chordata; Chondrichthyes; Rajiformes; Rajidae. The annotation marks the transcript as partial. Gene Ontology annotation, molecular function: protein binding. The transcript has a single exon.